Messenger RNA from Candidula unifasciata, 567 nucleotides. NCBI's taxonomy places the organism in Eukaryota, Metazoa, Mollusca, Gastropoda, Stylommatophora, Geomitridae. The record is from the annotation of a GenBank genome assembly.
AUGGAAAUUCAAGGUAAAUUUGAGCCAGUUUUUAAAAUGAAUCGGUUGGGUAAUUCAUCAGCACUGCCUCUUCCAGUCAAAUUUAGACAAGUUUUGUACGACCCAAAGUUAGUGGAGAAAGAGUUAAUGGGAGGAGACCCUGUGAGUGAUCAGGAUUCGGAAUUAUCUGAGGCAGAAUCAAUGUUAUUAGCGGACUCAGGUGGAAAGCUUUUCUUUAAGGAUCCUUUGCAGUAUCCAGAAUACAUUCAACAAGAAGAGGAACAAUCAGAACAGGAAGACAUCUUUAAGCUAAUGGAAGAAGGACACAGAUUAAUGAACCUGCUAAAAGAGCAACAGAUCCAACAGGGCAAGAAAGCAGCUUCGGAACAGAUGGCAGGAUUGCUAGUAAACAAUCUCUUAAUCAACGGGUUUCACAUUGUUCCUCCAGAGUCAACACCUCGACCUGUGGAUGAUUCUUGGACUUUGCCAGAUUCUGAAGCUGAUCAAGAAAAUGUUGUGAAUGUUUUCAUGGGAGAUCAAUUAAUUGUAGAUAUGCACAGAGAAUUGAAAAGGUUACAGAUAAACUAA